AUGCGUCCCACGUCCCACGUCCUUCAGUUGGCAGUCUGCCUCUCGUCCCUCACUCCUCUAGCUACAGCAUGGCCUGGUUGGUUUCCUCAAGCUGAUUCGGUUGUAGUCCGACGAGUUGCCCACCAAGAUCUUCCUCAGGAAACUGCUGUGAUCAAGCCUCGUCAGGAUGACAAGAAGACCGAUGGGGAAGAGGAGACCUCAACCACCCGAAAGAGCAGCCCCAAGCAGACCAACUUGAACACAGCCAAGGUCGAAACAGGAACUGCAACUGGAAAAGAAGAUUCGAAGACUGGAACAGAGACUGGCAAGAAGAAGUCUGGUACCAAGACCGGAACUUCUGCACCUAAGCGCACGACUUUCUCUGCCGACGUGCAACCCGGUGGUGUGAGCAUGCAACAGCCCGAUACCAUGUAUGUCCCUACACCACUCUUCAAGAUUGGUGACUAUGCCACGUUUGGUUGGAACUACACGUCGCUUGAGGGUACCCCUACUGCCAUCGACGUGCUUGUCAGUCAGUCCUCUGCUGGAGAGACAUACACCCUCACAGCCAACAUGACUUUUGCGUCAAACCCAACUUAUGUCUGGGACACCAGCAAGCAGGCUGACGACCCCGACGCUCCUCUCAAUGUCGGCAUGUAUACUCUUAUCAUCAAGGAUUCCGACUCUGAAGUCACCGACAUUCCCUCACCAGGUUACUUGGCUGUACAGAAAACCUUCCAGUUCGGCAUGUACACACCCGCGGCCUACACACCUUAUCCUCAAUGGAACUGCGACAUCUGCGACAACUAA
Fusarium sp. VM40 is the source of this 789-nucleotide messenger RNA. The record is from the annotation of a GenBank genome assembly. Lineage: Eukaryota; Fungi; Ascomycota; Sordariomycetes; Hypocreales; Nectriaceae.